GAUUCUGUUUGUCCUGAUUUCAGCACUGAUUUCAAAAGAAUUACAUAGAAGAUUGCUAAAAUGGGAACCUUGCGAAAUUGUAGUAAUUGCGACAAGAGGAGUACUGAAAAAGGCAUUUUGCCUAAUUCACUUUCUCGUAUAGACAUGUUGUCAUGGACCAAAGGACUUGCCUUGGACCCUCACAAUCCAAAAGCAUCCCAAUAUUCUUCCAAAAGAUUAUGCAAUCAAACUCUCAAGGUGCGGAAAUUCUUGUUUUCAUGUAAUGGGGAAUCUCCUCCGAGAAAGAAGAAAUUUGAACGGUUUGUAGAAGGUACCAAGUUGAGAGUCGCUUCUUCGUUGGCUCCAAGAGAAUCUGAUAUUGAAAACCUCUCAAAAUUGGGAAACACCCGAUUUUCUUCUGUUUCGCGGUCACUAAAUUCAGGCGACACGACUGAAAGCUGUAAUCAGCAAACAGUCCUAAAUUCACAUAUUGAUACAGAUCACAGUACAUUGAGUUUUGAGGAUAAUUCUCAAGGGAGGCCCGUGAAUAUUGAUAUAAUCUCUCUGGAAGAUGGAACAAAAUGCAGUUCCACAAGAAAUGAUCUUUCUCACUUGAAUAUUAAUAUGGACGGAUGGGUGGAAGAGCUAGCCACACAGGACACAUCAUUGAUGGAUAUCAGUGAUUUGGUGGAAAGUUCAGAUUCAUCAAGUUCAGAGGACCCGAAUCUGAAAUCUCGAAAAGUAGGGAUCAUUGAUAGUGUUCAAAAACCUCGAUCUGUGGCUGAUUUCAUCCAUUCAGCAGUGAGUUUGAUUUCUGGAGAUGAUCAUCUUCCAAGACGGCCUGUUGUUCCCAUUGGGUCAAAGUUUCAGGCUGAAGUUCCAGAGUGGAGACGCCAUGAAAACGAGUCAGAGAACUUGAAGUGGUUAGGCACUCGAGUCUGGCCCAUGGAAAGUCAAAUCAAGGAAACUAGUACCAUGAUGAAAGCAGUUGGGAAGGGGAGACGGAACUCAUGCUCUUGUGCCUUUCCAAAAUCUGUUGACUGCAUUAAACGCCAUGUUCUCUUAAGCAGGCUGGUUUUGGAAUCAGAAGUUGGUCCUGCAUUUUUUAGUUGGAAGUUUGAUGAGAUGGGAGAAGUUGUUUCGAAGUCAUGGACGUUGAAAGAACAACGUAGAUUUGAAUCUCUGGUGAAAAAGAACCCACUAUCGGGGGGAAAAAACUUCUGGGAGCUAGCAUCGAAGCAGUUUCCAUCAAAGUCUAAGAAAAACAUUUUAAGCUAUUACUACAAUGUGUAUAUUCCUAGACGCAUGAGGAUGCGAACCCGAUCUUCCCUUGAUGAAUCUUACAGUGAUGAUGACCAGGCUGCUUGAUGACUGACUGAUUGAGGGUGAAAUGCUAUAUACAAUUAUAGAUUAUGUAAGUAUUGCAUACUUCUUUUGAAAAAUAGUAAAGUUUACUAUUAAAAAAAUUAAU
Molecule: messenger RNA, 1450 nt
Organism: Juglans microcarpa x Juglans regia
Lineage: Eukaryota; Viridiplantae; Streptophyta; Magnoliopsida; Fagales; Juglandaceae
Exons: 2
Coding region: 61-1347 (428 amino acids)
Source: RefSeq, a predicted model, not a curated record